Drosophila serrata is the source of this 1760-nucleotide messenger RNA. It is a transcript of the gene Ent2, whose product is annotated as Equilibrative nucleoside transporter 2. Gene Ontology annotation, molecular function: nucleoside transmembrane transporter activity. Gene Ontology annotation, cellular component: plasma membrane. NCBI's taxonomy places the organism in Eukaryota, Metazoa, Arthropoda, Insecta, Diptera, Drosophilidae. Gene Ontology annotation, biological process: nucleoside transmembrane transport. The record is from RefSeq and is a predicted model, not a curated record.
UAUAUGUCUUUUUUUAUAACCUUUGAUUCUGUUGUAAUCACGUCCGCGCAGUUCUUUGCCAGUGCAGCUUCUAAUCUACCACGUGACGCUAAUCCCGGUCGAGACCCGCAUGGAGGGAAAAUCCGCAUGCCGAGUACCUGAAAUUGGAGCCCCACGCCGCAGCUGAAAUCAAACCUUGCCGCCCUCCUACCGGUUUGGCGUCCCCGCGCCAAGUAGCGAGAAUAACUGACCGCGCAAGUUUUCGGAUUUCAAGCAUACGCCCCAAUUACUGCUGUCGCCCGCAUAACCAGAACCUGAAAGACAUCCGAACCAGGCCCACAGCUGCAUAACCAUGAGGGACACGAAGUCGGAAAAGUCGCCGUUCAUCAGCGGGCAGCCGGCCCCAGUGACGCUGAAUCCUUCGUGGGAGUCCAAGCUGCCGCCGCACGACUCCAAUGGCAAGGGAUCCCUUGCGGGGUCGGUGAUAGCCAAGCUCGGCCUGCCGGCGCCGAAGGACAAGUAUCUCAUCGUGUUUUUCAUCUUCAUGCUGCAUGGCCUGGGUACACUGAUGCCAUGGAACAUGUUCAUUACCGCCAAGUCGUACUUCGAGGACUUUAAAUUCGGGGCCAACAACACAGUGCCUACGGAGAUGAACUAUCGGACCAACUUCAUGCAGAACAUGGGCUUUGCCUCGCAGAUUCCCAACGUACUGUUCAACUGGCUCAACAUCUUCGUCAACUUUGGUGGGGACCUGACCCACCGGAUUGUGUACAGCAUCAUCAUCGAGAUGGUCAUCCUGGUGGUGACAAUCGUGCUGGCCAUGGUGGACUCGUCCGAGUGGCCGGGCCUCUUCUUCUGGAUCACUAUGGUGUGCAUCGUCCUACUCAACAUAUGCAACGGCAUCUACCAGAACACCAUCUAUGGCAUUGUUGCCUCGCUGCCGAUUAAGUACACUGGUGCCGUGGUGCUGGGCUCAAACAUCUGUGGCUGCUUCACCACUGUGAUGUCCAUUCUGUGCGCCAUGAUAUUCGACUCUAAGCGCACCGCUGCCAUCUACUACUUUGUGGCCGCCAUCCUGGUGCUGCUGGCCUGCUUUGAUUCCUACUUCGCUUUGCCGCUGAACAAGUUCUUCCGGCAUUACGAAACCAUCAGCCAAAACAGUGAAAAGAAGACGGACUCCAAGCAGCAGCUGAAUGUGCCCUACUGGGCGAUCUUCAAGAAGGCCUCGCCGCAGCUGUUCAACAUCUUCUUCACGUUCUUUGUGUCGCUGUCCGUGUUCCCGGCCAUCCAGUCCAGUAUACAUCGAUCGGAUCCCGACUUCAUCGUAAGCAAUAACUAUUACGUGUUGAUCACGUGCUUCCUCACGUUCAACGUGUGCGCCAUGCUAGGUAGCCUGACCACAUCCUGGGUAAAGUGGCCUGGUCCAAAGUUCCUUUGGGUACCCGUGGUGCUGCGAGUGGUAUUCAUCCCUCUGUUCGUGUUCUGCAACUAUGCCCCACCAGACACCACUCGUUCCUUGGCGGUGUACAUCGACAACGAUUGGAUUUACUGGGGCAUCGGCAUCCUGAUGGCUUACAGCUCCGGAUAUCUCAGCUCCCUGGGCAUGAUGUAUGCCCCACAGACCGUGCAUACCAAGUACCAGACAACUGCUGGUAUGUACGCAGCUGCCAUGCUGAUUACGGGCAUCUUCUCCGGAGUUAUGUUCUCGUAUCUGGGGCCCUGGUUGGUGGUAUAGUCCGGUUGCAUGUCACCACUAAGCAAGAAAUACAUAAAGAAGUCAA